AAAGGGAAUGAAGUCAACUAUGAAGUGUAUGAAUUAUCAUUCCUUAUAUAUUUUGGACACCAUCUUAGCCACUAAUGCAGCUGUGAGACCAAUCUACAGAGUUCUCACUGUACUUUUUUUUUUACUUCAUAUAAUAAACCAGUUAUUUCAUACAAUACACUUUGUAUGUUUUUCGUUCUAUUUUGAGGCAGUAGUGGACAUAGUGUGGUGUAGUUUGAAUCAAUAUGUCCAUCACUGUGACUCAGGGGUCUGCUUCAGGGUUGCAAGCUGUGAUGGAAGCAGUUUCUUAAAAUCUGCUUUAUAAUCGCACUGCCUGAUAACACAAUCCGAUUUACUUUUGUCCAACUGCACACAAGGUGCAGUGUCUGCAAAUUGGGGGUCCAUAAAACCAACCCUGUAGGUGGGACAAUUGAGCGUGCGUGGUUGAGAAAUCUAUGUACACACACAGCAUGCAGAGUGGCAUCGAUAGGAAGGGAUGGACAGGGUGUAAAUGAGAAGGGUGGCGAUAAAGUGGUAGAAGCAUGCAGUAUGGAGAAAGCGAUAAAAGUAUACGCGCAUAAUGUUGAGUGAGCGUGGCAGGUCAGCUACUUUGCCAUCGCGUGUCAUGCAAAUAUGAAUAAAUAUGAAUUUUACGAGCAUAGGCACAAGUGCAUCCACGUUGUGGUGCCUUUACAACUUAGGGCGGGAGCAAGUGCAAUUAAAUAUACUAAAGCAGGGAGUUGCACAUCAAUGGAACAAUAUGGAAUGCGCAUCAAAAAAUGAGCAUGUGGCAAAUAAAAGACAUCAUCUGUUAAUUAAAGGCUUUUAUUAGCCCCUAACCUAAAGCAUGCAAGUGUGCAAUCCAAUCUGAUACGCCUGCACUCCUGCCAUCUGGACUAAAAGCUAAACAAUAUUAAGUCGCCUCCCUGGCACCAGUGACAAGCUCACUAGCAAUGAAAAAUGAUGCCUCUUUGAGUACAAAAAUAAAGAAAUAAAGACAAUAAAAGCACUCUAGUAUUACAGUGCUACAAAAGUGCCAGUGCCCAUCAUUUUGCAGCUUAGCAGCCUCCACGUUACACACCUCUUUCUUACCCACUUACACAAGGGCUUUCCUGACAGAUAACACCGGCACUGCAGUCAUUGCGAGGCACCGCAAGGAGCAAUGAAGACGUAACUGCACACACAUUGACAGAUAGAGAAGAGAACAUGGGAGCUUUUCAUUCUAGAUCAUGUAAAGUUCUCCGUGACUCUCUGUGAGCCAACUGAGUGCCAAAGAAAAUCACUGUCACCUCUGUUGUUUGCCACUUCAAUUUAGCGUCACCCCAGUCACCCUCCCAGCCCUGCACACUUUCCAAGAGGACGAAACCAGCAGAUAACAGAAACUCCAAGAAAACAUCUGCCUAGGAUGUUUUGAGUUAGGUGGACUGGUUACCUGGACUCUUUGUGGACAUACUACUUAAUUCAGUGAUUUUCAACCACUGUCCCGCAGCACACUAGUGUACCUUGAGAAACAGUCAGGUGUGCCGUGAGGAAUUAUCCAAUAUCACUUUUUAUAGUUAACAUUGAUUAAUCAUCAUUUGCAAAUAUUAUGUGAAUAGCCAUGAAUACAUGGACACAAAUAUUCCAAUUGCAUUUGGUAUAUUUGCUCAAACUGAAAGAAUUGAACAGGGAUGGAAUAUUCCUUUCCCCAAUCCAAUUCAGGUAUCUUGUACCCGCUCAAACGGAAAUUUGUCAGGGUGCGUUCUUCUUCGUGGUGUUUUUCUUCUUCUGUUGUUUAUUGGCGGUUGGCAAGCAGCUUUCGUAUGCAUUAGCGCCAUCUGUGGAACAGAAUCUAAACACUUCUAUACUUUAUUCACAAGUCCAGUUUUAUUAAAAAAGAAAAUAUAUAUCUAUAUAAAACAUGUCCUGAGUUUAAUUAUAAAAUAUUAACAAGAUUGAAUUUGAUCUUUUCCUGUUUAAAUUGAUCCCGGGUGCGUUCUUUCAGCUCAUGCUCAGAUAUGACGUAACACGCAGAUCCAGACGUUCUUCAGUUUUAAAAAUGGAGGCGAGCAAUCGGCAUUGGACUAAGCAAAGUUUGUUUUUGAUUCAAACUAAAUUUCAAGACUGGACAGACGAAAAACUGAUAAUACGAAGUUAUUCCAACAAGUGAAAGAAAAACUCGGGGAAGCCGGUAUCACGUGAUGCUUACGUUUUACUGCGCAUGCCCUGUUGACUAUUCUGUUUGGAUACCAUUGUUUCCCGAAAGGUCAUUCGGAAAGAGAAAAACUGGUCAUGUAAAAACAUGGCUACUGUCGAGUGUCUGUGGUCUGUGGACUGGCAGAGCAAUGUAAUAUUGGUCUGUGUGGCAACACCUACCUUGUUCCUCCUAUAGACUUAUUGAUGCACGUGUGAGGUCGUGGUGACAUUUUGUAACAUUUUUGGUUAGUGGUGUGCCACAAGAUUUUUCCAAUGUAAAAAACGUGCCGUGGCUCAAAAAAGGUUGAAAAACACUGACUUAAUUUAUGGAUCCAUUCAUCUUAGUUAAAAGUGCUUUUAGUAAGCCUUACUGGGAACACACUGUUUUGUGUGACUGUAGCGUUUGGAUUUUAUGUCUCCAAGAAGAGCUAUUUUUACUUUUUAUACCCAAUAAAUACCAUAUAUCACAUACACAUAACAUCUAAAAGGAAGCAAGAAAGCAGGACCGACACGAUAGAAACACUAGCAUCCCAACAGUGUGUGACGUACAGUGCUAACAUUACAUUCAUAGUUUAAGAUAGUUAACUUAUUCACUGCAAUAAAACAAAAUGUCCAGAAUGACAGAUCCCACAGCUGUAGUUGACGGACAGUUGGCAGAGCCAAUGAAUCCUCCUUUUUUACCAAGCAAACUGGCUUUUUAUUGUCCUUAUAAAUAGGCUCUAAGAGCAUAUAUUAUUGUUAGAACUUGAGAACCUUUUGCAUAUAUAGGGAACCAUUUUCUUUUUAUCAUUUUGCCCAUCAUCCACAGUCAUUACAUCAGACAUCAACACACAUUGAUAUUGUUACGCCAAAGAACUACAAUACUGGUGUAGUGACGCCUCACCACGCCGCUACCACCACUGCUCCUGUGUUUUUGAGUUUGGAAAAGUUAACGCUAGGUUUAGCAUUCAUUUCUAUGUUGCUAUGACCAAAGCAUGGCAAAAUACUGUAAGCAUUACAUGUUAUAUAGAAUAUCAUGAAUGUGGCUGCCGGAAGCAUUCCGCAAGAUUAGUUAGUCAGUGUGAAUGGCAUUUUGCGCCAAGCCGGACUGGAUCAGAACUGGAGCAGCAACGGAUUCAGUGUGAGCCCGGUUGUUAGCUGUGUUCCAUUACGUGCAUUAAUGAUCUGCCUCUAUUUUUUAAGUUUUUAUAUCUUUACACUGCACGUAAAAAUAAAAAUGAUUAUGGAUGAAGGGUAAAAGUGCAGUUUUCCUUUAAGUCUCUGCCUCUGACUGUGUGGGAAUAGUGUGCAAGCAACAAUGUAGGGCAGGCCUAAUGCCAUGUUUUGUUUUUUAAAAUUCGACUUCCUAGUCAUGGUCAUGUUUUAGGAUGCUCAAAAUUGCACUCCACCUCAACUUCAGAUUCUCUGACGGAGAUGUUGUGCUUUCACAAGUCGUGGUUCAACAGUUGACAGCCUGAAGCAAUAAAAAGCCAUUCACUCUGUCUGCUUAAGAAUAUGAGCGGCCUCUCUCUCACAGUGCAACAUUUUUCCAGCCAUCACACACACACACAAGAGAUUGGCUCCUCUUGUAAAUAGCUUAAAAAUGGCGUGUAAAAUUGGUUUUCACACUUUUUUCCCACAGCUUAUCAGCAAUAAAAAUAACCUGUGCUUAAAAAGCAGCAUUUCAAAGAGACCAAAGAGAACUAUUUGACAGUGGCUUGCUUUGACUAACAGUGCAGCCAAGGCACGUUUGCAGAGAUGUCCGGUCUAUACAGCUGUGAUGAAAUGCUGCAAGGCUGUGAUACAAAACAGCAUUUAAUUGUGUGUUUUAGCCGGAAAGUGUCUUACUUUUGAGAAAGUGCGCUCAUUUGGGGCUCAUGCUGUUUAUGGCAUUAUUAAAUAUUGGACUUAACAAUAUUUAAUUUUCUUAGGAACUGUUUUGCAAGCUGUUGUGAUCCGAGCUCACCAUCGACUUUCAUCUUCAACCAUGCCUCCUUGACUCUGUUGUCUCUGGGCUCCAUCCGCUACCUCAUUUCUAGUACAGCUCUCCGGCUCCCUCAUCAAAUCCCUCCUCCCUGCAUCCAGAACAGUGAUGGAUGGCGGCCUUCACCUGUUUAUCGUCUUUACAUAUUUCUCUGCCCAUCUGCUUAAUGACACACAUUCAUACCCGCUGAUUCGUCACCACUCUUCUCCUCUCUUUUAGCCUUCAUCUCAGCUCUUUAAACACACCCUCCUUUCUUCAUUCAUUUCCCUUUCAGCUCUUACCGCAUUAGCCGCAGUUAGCCUCACUUCUGGGGCCUCCACAUGCGGCACUGCUUGCCUUCCGUGCUGUGCUUUCUAUACAUGGCAACUGACUAAAGCAGACGCGAUUUGACAGGGGAAUGACAAAGGAGUGAUAGUAUCAAAAGGAUGAGUGGGCUUCCAAUGCACACGACUGCCGCAACAAGAGGCUACGUGGGCGUUGUGUUCUUCCUAGCCUGGAGAGAAAGAGGCUCACUAUAAUUAUGACUGUGUGGGAGACUGUUUUGGUAUGCUCUUGCUUGUUUCUGCAUGCAAAUUAAUAUCAAGAGCGAGGACUUGGAGCAAGAACUUCUGUCUUUUACUCUUGUUUAUUGCUGCUUUUGUGUGUUGGGUUUACUUCAUUUUUUUAUCAUUUCUUUACAAAUGUUUCAAUCAGAUGUGUCAGAUUACCGUGUUUGUGAUGAGAGAGGUGUUUUGGAGCUAAUAUAAAUGCCUCAAGUUUAUCAACAUUGCUUAAAUCAAUACGAGUUCAUUAGUGGCUCAUGGCAUUUGGGAAGGUUCAAAUGUACGACCCGAUGAGACAAUACACAUGCAAAUAUACACAAACACACAAUGUGUCUUAAGGUUACAAAUUGGACUUGGCAUUUAAGGAGGACUUGGCAUUUGGCUAUUACAGACUGAGGCCAAAAGGAAACCGAGUCUUCAAGUGCAGGAGGUCUUCUAUGCUAAAAACACACAUUAUACCAAGUCAAGCCCGAAAGCACAUCUUAGGCCGUGUCCACACGGACGCGGAUAUUUUAAAAAAUGCACAUUUGCCCCAAUACCAUGUCAAAAAAUAUCCCCAACCACACGAUUUCUGUCCACACGAAUAUGCAUCCACAGGCUGUCAUGCCGCCUGGACGGUUAAGGCAAUUUCAGAAGAUUACAUCAUUUUCAUAGACUCACAAAGAUACUUGUGGACUGCUAGCCUAGUAGCAUUACUUUUCAGUAGUUUACUUCAAAUUUGUAAGAAAAAUGCAUUGAAUUGUAUGCUGCAUAAAAACAUAUCUAUAGCAGAUUUUGAUUAUUACCACAAUGCUGUAAAGUGUCGUUAAUUUCAUCGAUGAAGAAAGAACUCCAUCGGCUGUGACGACAUCAUCCCUGAUAUAAUUCUGUGUCUGGUGAAUUGUCCUUGUUAAAUGGCAUCCAAGACAGUAGUUAUGCAGCACAGGACAGACAUACUGUAUAUAACAGGGACGCUUUCAAUGUAAUCACAAUGUCCUUGCCAUUAUUCCAAAAUGACCACAUGCUUGUGAGAGUUGUCCCACCAGGUAGGGGUCCGGCCAGAGCCGUUUUAGAGAGCAGCAGCAGUAGUGUCGUCUGAAGCUCAUAUGUCAAUGUAAAGUGAAAGUUGGUAUGUUUGGCAACAAGCUAAAAGCCCCGUCUUUGCGGUCCUCAAACACAUAAACUGAAGCUGAGUUUUCCAAAAAUCAUCACCCUGAUAAGAGUUUUCAAAAAGCAAAAUUUUUAAAGACAAAAAUAUCCAUUUGCAUGUGGAUGAGAGGCAAAAACGCACAGAAAAAUAUGUUUGGACAGGGCCUUAAUUACAUAUGCUGGGUUUAGAUGAUGCACCGCUACGAUUUAAAGCAAAUAUGUCGACUACUGACUUGAUUCUAGCUGAAUUUGACCUCUCAAGCUGCUGCAGUGAGUGUUGGAACAGCAACUUUUAGGGCGUUCUGCCUGUGUCGUGCCCCGACGCAGAGCUUCUGACGAGCUCUUUGCACCUCUCCCAUACACUCUCCGUACUCUGCAAGAAUGAGGUUUUUUCAUGCAUGGUAGUGCAAGUGAGACAUUUCCUGGAAUAGAUGGUAUGCAGAAGAACAAAAUAGAACGCUGUGGACACAAACACAGUGCACACACCUCAGAAUACACACCACACACACGUACACAAAGUGCAGAUGCAAGCACAUACAUACUGAGUCAACACCCAUCAUGACCCUGCUGCAAAAAUCAAUAAGUUGAAUGAUAAGCGUGGGAUUCAUGGAAGUGGAGGAGUGUAACCAAAUGGGACAAGGAGCCAUCCGUCUCUCAGGGAGGGAUCGAUCUGCAAGCAGAUGCAUCGCUUUCACCCAUCAUUUGUGUGCGUGUCAAUGUGUACUGCGGCGCUACACUAUGGCAAAAAAAAAAAAUAGAAGAACGGUCAAAAAGAGACCAUGAAGCAAAGGAUAAGAGAGUCAACACUCCAAUGAUGGUGCGGUGUACAAAAGACUGGCAGUGACGGCAGUGAGAGAAGAAAGGACGUGGCGAGGCAGAACAGUGACUGAUAAUGCUGCCAUCCUCAGGUUGCCUCAAGGGCAGACCAGACAGUGGGGAACAGAUUGUGGGAAUGAGACAAGGAAAUGGCAGAAAGUUACAGCACCGCUAGAGGCACAAUGGGUUUUAGAUGGUGCCAAGUUAGCAAGAUGGAAAACACGAGGAACAACACUUUGCUGAGAGAUAUAUGCUGGAGAAUGGAUGACAAAGACCAAAAUAGGCUGUCCGUUCCUGAACCUGAAGGGAUAUAUCGAAACAUUGGCUUCAAAGUUGAACAUUCAAGGGUGCAAUAACACCCUAAAAGGUUCAAUAACUUGAAAGGUAGAAGGAGUAUAGGAGCACAGUUGCACAGUUAGAAUGAAUAUAAAACAAAAACGAUGUCCUUGCCAUUAUUAUUGCCAUUAUUCCAAAAUGACCACAUGCUUGUGAGAGUUGUCCCACCAGGUAGGGGUCCGGCCAGAGUUGUUUUAGAGAGCAGUAGUGUCGUCUGAAGCUCAUAUAUCAAUUUAAAGUGAAAGCUGGUAUGUUUACUCUUAAUGGCACAUAACUGUUAUGUCAUCUGUUAGUGGGGCAUAUUGCUGAAACAAUCUUUCACUUGGUGAUACAAGCACCAGAAUUGGCACACUUGUGCAAUAGAACCUAAUAGAACCUCAAAAAAAGUACAAUAUCUAACUUCAAAUACAAAAUGGCUGCCAUUUUUCAAGAUGGCCGCCAUUCAUAGUCGUUCGAAAUCGUAUUUGCACUAAAAUAAUGACAAAAUAAUGUCAUUGUGAUAAUCUGUACAUAUUAGAUAGCAUUUGGGACACUUAUGUAUACUAAGUUGUCUAUUUAAUACUACAACAGUUAGUAAUUAUAACAACUACAUUUGGUACACUACAAGCCGACGUUGAACCCCAUGCUGAGUUUCGCAGCAGUGAUGUCACCAGUGUGCCCUGGUUGUGCUAUGACAUCACUGUCAUGAGGUAAUACAAACCAACAACAUUAAUAUUUGUAAGUUACAGUAAUUUAACAAAUACAUAGCAGAGGACAGGUAAACUUUGUGACCAGGUAGCUUAGAAGCAUACAACUUUUCUGAUAAAAACACCAAUUUGUAUAUAUAUAUGUAUAUGUAUAUACAUAUAUGUAUAUGUAUGUAUAUGUAUCAGGCUCCAUAUUGAAAAAUGGUGUCCAUAUUGGAAUUUGGAAUUCAUUAUUGGAUUUAAUAAAUUAUAAUACAUUCAUUUGGUAUUCUGACCAUAAAAAUAUUGUGUUUAUUUGAGUUCUACUUCAACAAGCACAUGUUUUUCAAAUUUGCUCUGGCGGCCAUAUUGAAAAUUGGCAGCCAUAUUACAUUUUAUGUUGGAUAUCGUACUUUUCUUAAAAUAUGUAUCCUAAACGCCAUCUGUGCCAAUUUUGUGAAAGAGUGAAAGAUUCUUAUGAAAUGUUUGGAUAAUCUGCCCCACUAUGUUGGCAACAAGCUAAAAGCCCCGUCUUUGCGGUCCUCAAACACAAACUGAAGCUGAGUUUUCCAAAAAUUAUCACCCUGAUAAGAGUUUUCCAAAAGCUACAUUUUUCAAGACAAAAAUAUCCAUUUGCAUGUGUAUGAGAGGCCAAAACGCACAGAAAAAAUAUGUUUGGACAGGGCCUUAAUUACAUAUACUGGGUUUAGAUGAUGCACCGCUACGAAUAUAAAACAUGUCUUUAUAUGAUAGCUACUGACAUUCAGGGGUUGUGUUUUGAUCAGACAAACUGACUGAUUUCUAUUUAACCAAACGCUACCUUUCUGGACUUAAAAAGUUCCCAUGAUCAGCCCUGACAUUCCGUUUUGAAUUGAUCUUACAGUCUUUGCGACACCAAAGUGUAUCAUCACUGCUAUCAUAAAUCUUUUAUUACAGGCUAAAGAUUCUUAAAUAGGCCAAUGAAGCGUUCUGUUGAGUUUUUUUUUUUUUAAGUCUAACAAAGCAAACCAUUUCACAGGACGUAGACUGAAGAUGGAUGAUAAAGCCUCCUCUGGUUUCACGAGGAAAGAGAAAAGCUAAUGGAAAAUAUUGAGCCAGCAAUUUGCACCAAGGUGUAAAGUCAGCAUGAUGUAUUACUGCUAGGUUACGUACACAGCGACUACAUUAUUUCUAUAGUCUUAACUCUGACUGUUAUCAACACUUGCUGUCACCCUCCAUCCAUGUUACAGUUACCAUGGCAACCGGUAUGAAUGACAAUCAGCUGCAGUGACUCAUCUCUACACUUUGUCAUAACAUAAGCGGUACAUCUGGGGAGUCUGGGCCCCGAAGUGGACCGGAGUGGCUGAGGAGUACACCGCAUUGUGUUUUGCUGUAAAAUCCAAGCAGAUAAAGCGGGUGACCCAAUUUAAUUCCCUGACCCACAGUCUUAAGGAAGGGCCCAACGAUAAAACACAUCUAAUCCUCUCUUACAGGUUUCUAGGUAACCGUUACUAUGGGGACUGGUUGAGUGUGGAGGGUGUUUCAAGGCGAUGAAAAAUAAAAGUGCCUGCUUAAAAUUGUAUACUGUACCUCAGAGGAAUAUGGAGAGAAGGUAGCAACUCUUUAAUGUAGUAUUCAUGAAACAAUAUCUUUAUUUUCUUUCUGUUCAGGUCUGUGGAUAGCCUGGCUUUCUACCAUGCCUGCCCCCCCAACCCUACACCCCAGCAGAAACAGACACCCGCCUUCCUCACAUGGCCAUCCUGAUCUAGAGACCAAACAUUCCACUUUCCCUUUCCUCUUCCCUCCAUCCAUCCUUUCACGUCCUCGUACCCCAAAGCUGAGCUCAUCGCCGCCCUCCUCAUCCCACCUCAUCCCCUGCUUGGGGGCUUCGAGAAGAGCCUUCCCAAGCGUUGUCCCGUUCCCGGCUUUUCAUUGGCUUGCCCUGGUCACAUGCUGCCUGCUGCCCUCUCUGAUCGGAGCAGGGGAAACGUGGGGCGUGGUGUCGGCCUGCCCCUUCCACUGCGUGUGUCGGAACCUUUCCGAAUCACUCAGCACACUCUGUGCUGAUAAAGGGCUCCUGUUUGUCCCGCCGCACGUUGACCGGCGCACCGUGGAGUUGCGGCUGGCUGACAACUUCAUCACAGAAGUGGGUGGGAAUGACUUUGUCAACAUGAGUGGAUUGGUUGAUUUGACUCUAUCCAGAAACACCAUCCACCUGAUCCGACCCAUGGCCUUUGCUGAUUUGGAAAGCCUACGCUCCUUACAUCUCGAUGGUAACCGACUAACAACAGUGGGCCCCAGGGACCUUGCAGGGCUGGUGAAUCUACAACAUCUCAUCAUCAAUAACAAUCAGCUGAUUAAAGUGUCUGGGCAGGCGUUUGAUGACUUCUUGCUCACCUUAGAAGACCUGGACCUGUCCUACAACAACCUCAGAACGGUACCCUGGGAGUCCAUUCAGAACAUGGCAAGUCUGCACACUCUGAACCUGGACCAUAACCUCAUAGACCACAUAGCGGAGGGAGUCUUUGGAGAGCUCUAUAAGCUGGCCAGGCUGGAUAUGACCUCCAACCGGCUAAGGACCCUGCCACCCGAUCCUCUCUUUGCGAGGUCCCAGACAGGUGCAAUAAGCCCCACCCCCUACAAUGCAGUCAUAAGUCUGAAUUUUGGAGGAAACCCACUGCACUGCAACUGUGAGCUACUGUGGCUGAGACGGCUUAUCCGCGGAGACGACAUGGAGACCUGCGCCACGCCUGUGCACCUGGCAGGAAGGUACUUCUGGUCGAUUCCCGAGGAGGAGUUCACAUGUGAGCCCCCUCUCAUCACCCGCCACACUCACAAGCUGUGGGUUCUAGAAGGCCAAAGAGCCACCCUCAAGUGCCGCUCCAUUGGAGACCCUGAGCCUGUGGUGCAUUGGGUGUCACCUGAUGAUCGUAUCAUCGCCAACUCCUCCCGGACCAGCUCCUUCAACAACGGCACGCUGGAUAUCUUAGUGACAGUGGCGCGGGACGACGGCGCGUACACGUGCAUCGCUAUUAAUGCAGCGGGCGAAGCAACAGCCACUGUUGACCUUAAAAUAAUUCCUCUCCCGCACCGGGGCGGAGCAGGCGGUAAUAACAACGUGAACAAUAAGAACAGGAAUGUGACCAAUGGGAUUUUACGAACUGAUCCGGGAUCCUCGGAUAUUAGCACAGGGAUAAACGGCAUGGGACGUGGUGGUGACGUGGAGGACACAAAAAAAGGAGGCGGCGAGAAUGAGGAAGGUGACGGCGGCGGGGCGGCUGAAGGGGAGAGGCCUGAUGAAAGGAACAUGGAGAACGAGGAUGAAGACGAGGAAGAAGGGAGGAUGGUUGGAGUCCAAGGAGUGACGUCCACAUCAGCUCAGAUCCGAUGGGACUUGGGGCGUUUGUCCGGAGCUUACGUUGUGUGGAUGUAUCAGAUACAGUACAACUGCACGGUGGACGAAACACUCAUCUACAGGAUCCUACCCUCCACUAGUGACCGCUUCCUGUUGAAGAACUUGGUAUCGGGAGUGGAUUAUAACUUGUGCGUGCUGGCCAUUUUCGAUGACUCUAUGACAGCGUUGGCGGCGACCAAAGUAUUGGGUUGCACCUCCUUCUCCACCAAAGACGUUUACCCCGCUUGCAGCUCUCUCCAGGCUCACUUCCUGGGAGGGACGCUCACCAUCUUGGUCGGCGGUGUGGUGGUGGUUACACUCCUCGUGUUCACUGUGGCGUUAAUGGUUCGCCAUCGCGUGUGCAACCACACCAACCACCUCAUUUGUCACAAUGGCAACGCCGAGGCAGGAGUUGGGGUUUGUGGUCAGGGGGGAGGAGUAGCAGCCCGGGACAAAGGAGGAGACAGAGGCGGGUGCUACCCAUCCAACGGUUCUGGGGACGUCAUGAUGGUGGUCCUGCCCAAUGGUCUGCCCGCCAAGAGAACGGGGGAAAGAGAAAAGGACAAAGAGAAAGAGGCGGCGGAUUCUGCUUCAGCUCUUCCGCCAAAACUCCCCCCAAAGCCGAGGCUCAAGAAUAAGGUCAACCUGGAGCAGUUUCUUUCAGCCGGGGGUGUGGUUUCCACCAUGGCGGGGGCAGGAGGGGAGAUGGCCUUGGUGGUGCGGCAGAGGAAGCUGGACAAGGCCCCGGGGUACAUUCCGGAAAGUGACAGAAUUCCCCUCUACUACUCCCCCUCCAUCUCAUCCACCCUGCCCCGCCAGUCACGCUCCAAGGAAUGCCCGAGACCUCGUCUGGAGCGACAGCUGACCAAUCGUGCCAGCUUCUCCUUGGCAGCACCACUGAGAGACUCUGACCUGCUCGACUGGAGGAUAACGUCCACCAACAGGGACAAAUGGAACUCCUCUCAGGCUUAUCAGAGCCCUGUUUCCCCUCUAAGCCCCGCCUGCAGGGCCGUCAGCAAGCGGCGGCACUCACUCGAUAUGGGCUCCUCCGUUGCACUAGCAACAGAUGCGGCCGCCACCGUUGCCAAGCGGUACGGAGCUGUCAGCUACGCCAAGAGGUUGAGCGUGAUCUGGACCAGGCGCAGUCAGUCACUCCACGGGAUGCUGGUGCAGUGCGCCUCCACCACGAGCACCGCCUCCUCCAAUACCAGCGACGAGGGUGAAAGCGGCGGUGGAUUUGGGGCUCGCUGUGGAUACAUCCACGCUUACAACACCACCAACUCCAACUCCAACACUGGUGCGGCUGCUGGCAGAGCUAUAAAAGAUAGGGGCAGGGAGAAAGGAAAGGAUGGGAGGAGCGCUGAAGAGCUGGAGGAAAGUAUUGUUUAGAACGUUGACAGAAGGUUCCAGUGGUUGGAGUUAAGACAAAUGACAGAUGGAGGAUUGUAGUUUAAUAAGAAAGAUGGAGACAAAAUCAAGUUUAAUAAAGAAUAGAAAGCCUUGACAGUAAAUAGCUAGAGGGGGCUUUUGGCCUUGAAAUCCUCAAAGAGAGUCAGACACACAAGCAACCGUUCUCAAAGUAAAUAGAGACAUAAUCGAAGACGGGAAGUGAGAACAAAGAGCUUGAGAAGGUUUAGAGCUCAGUGUGGAUCCCAGCAAAGCCUCUACACUAAUAGAAGCUGCUCCGGCCCACACAACAACACCAAGGCCUUGCACCGGGUUCAAGUAGCAUCACCAACACUGCAGGAGGGAUGGCAAAUGAGAUUUGGAUGUGGCUCAACUUUGUCAAAGUGUUAUUUUUUUUGGAUUCAGCUAAACGCAAUGAAUGUGACUUCUGUGGCUGCACUUUGGCCGGCCAUGCCUGUGGAUUACAGGAGCAUAAAUACAGAGCUGGCCAUGAUCAAUCGAUGUUUGCUGGCGGCAGCGCAGUGGAGCACGGACAUUAUUAAAUGACACCCGGAUUACAAUGGAGUCGAUACGGAUUACAAAAUGGUGGAGGUGUAUGAUGGAAGGUUUCCAUGCUGCUUGUGGUGUGCAUGGAAAGGUUGGAUCACCGAGCGGAUGCGUGUGUUUAUGUGAGGAGUUUUUGCCAGGUGACCAUUCCUGUUACGUAUGUUUUCAUGUUUCGUCAUCUUUGCAACGCGCUGGGAACAACGAUGAAGGAAAUAAAAGGAAAUAAUCACUAUUUUUGCAGCUUGGACUGAAAGCAUCCAUGUCCGAUGAGAUUUUUUUUUUUCUUUGAGUGACUUCAUUCGUGCCACAUGGAUUGUCUUGCUAUCAAACUGUGAAUGUUUUCAGAGAGACACAAACCUCUUGAGCUGGUUGGGACUUGAAAGUAUUACAGUGGGACAACAAAACAAUCAAAAAAGUGCAUAUACUGUAUAUAUAUAUAUGUAUAUAUAUAUAUAUAUACAGAUUAAAAUAAUUGUAUUUGUCACACUGUGUGUUUCUGUUGUUCAGAAUUUUCUGGAAAUGAUGUUAGGCAAAAAUAAAAAAAAUAGAGAAAAUGUGAUAUUUUUCAUUUUGGACAAACUAUAAAUAAGCAAAGAGAAAGAUGAAAAUCACACAAAGCACAAACAGAGAGAUGCCUAUGAAAACAACCGAUGACAUCAAUGACAACAUUAGUGUUGUUCCCUUGCUUUUUUUCAUUUUGCCAAAGUCAAUAUUGUUCUCUUGACAUUAUAUAAAUAAAAAUGACAUGUAUGGAACACUGACUGCCUCAUUAACAUACAAAAGGUCACACAAGGAAAGACAAAUCAAUUGAUCGUACUUUUUUGCCCAUCAUCCACAAUGCUAAUUUGAGACUGUGUGUUCUAAAUACUGAGUAACUACUAACAUGAGGCAGCUAAUAAUGCAUAAUGGGGAUUAACCAAUUCUGCCUAAUACACUACAUGUACUGACAGGCACAUUCAUACGUAUUGACAUAUAUUGGUCAUUUUACGCAUUACUGGAACUUCUAUCUCGGCCACAUUGAUUUCUACUUCCAUUUACAAGAGCAGCACAGAGAAAGCAUUUGCAAGAACUAAUCAUGGCAGACUUCGUUAGACACGAUGACGACUCUCCCCCCCCAGACAGAGACAAUAAUGUUGCUGGGCGCUCGGCAGAUCCAGCUAGAGUGAAACACUAAGCCAUUGGAGUAGCAUUAUCAUGUAGCAUUAGUGCUAAACGUUUCCAGUUGCUUACACACAGAAUAUUGUAGGGCUAGUGUCCUAAGGCUAUAAAGACAUGGUGUAUAGCAAAGGAAAGGUUAGACUCUCAUAUUUCAUCAGAAAGUAAGUUAUAAUACUGUACUUAUGAAAUGUAAUGUGAUAAUGUUUCCCCCCUUUUCUGUUCUUUAAUCAGCAGUAGAACAGACGUACGUUUCAGCAAAAUAUCAGUUCUCAGCAAAAAACUUUCACUUUGACACAAAUUAUGUAGUGUAUAAUUAUAUCAUUUCAUGAUAUAUUUAGCCAAAAUAUACAAACAACUACGCCACAACAUAAAUAACACAAAAAAUGGUUGUA
Molecule: messenger RNA, 14480 nt
Organism: Doryrhamphus excisus (bluestripe pipefish)
Lineage: Eukaryota; Metazoa; Chordata; Actinopteri; Syngnathiformes; Syngnathidae
Source: RefSeq, a predicted model, not a curated record